GCGGGCUGAAGAUGUCUGACCUCAGCCAGGUUGCGGUGUACUCCGACUCUUCAGACAUCUAUAAGAAUGUGUUCUGCAACCCUGCCUUUGAGCUGGAGGGCGAGCGAGAGGAGCGAGUGGAGGGGUUCAGGACAUCCUCGUCCACCCCGGAACCAAUCAAACCGCCGGCGGCUGGUCUAGGCCGGGGUCUGUUUGGGGUGUGUGCGAUGCGUCUGCGGGGCCCGGGUUGUGGCUGGGGGGUCGUGGCCGUCUCUGCCGCCGCCCUGCUCCUGUUGGCGGCCCUCGGACUGGCGCUGGCUCUCAUCCUCACGCAGAUGAAAGGCCAGGCAGUGGAGGAUGCGUCGCCGUCCACCAGCUCUCCAUUCGGCCUGAAUGGAGGAGGUGGAGGCGCCCAAACUUCACCCACAACCUCCGUCAACAGAAGUCAACAGGGAAGUACAUCUGCUCCUCAGCCGGCGAGGAUCCCGACAUCUGAAACACGUGACUGCUUCAAGCUAAAUGGACAUUCACAUUGUAAUUUGUAAAAACAUUUUUUUUAUUCUCGGCUGAAACCUGGUUGUCCCCUUUGUCUCUCAGGUUGCGGAGGCGUGUUGACCGACUCGGAGGGCAGUUUCAGUUCUCCAAACCACCCCGGAUCCUACCCCCCCGACUCGCUGUGCGUCUGGGUGAUCCGAGUGGCGCCCACCCACCAGGUCCAGAUCCACGUUUCCUCUCUGACCGUCGAGGGGCCGUCUCCAUGUCUGUUUGACUGGCUGGAGGUGCAGGAGCAGAUGGAGCGGAGCUCCGUGGUCACCAGGUUCUGCGGGAACGUCGCCCCAGCGACAGUGAACACAAACAGCAGCUCGGUGUGGGUCACCUUUCGAUCCGACGGCAGCAUCGCGGGCAGCGGCUUCACCGCUCAAUACAGGGCCAUGCUGCCCGGACACAAGAGCUGCUCCAGAGAGGAGUUCCUGUGUGACGGCGGUCGCUGCCUGCUGCCCGUGUCCGUGUGCGACGGUCAUCCAAACUGCCACGACCAAACAGACGAGGCCAACUGCAGCCAUAAGCAUAAAGACUGCGGUGGGCAGAAGACGGGGCCGAGUGGUUACAUCUCAAGUCCAAACCACCCCGGGCCUUACCCUCACCAGCAGUUGUGCACAUGGUACAUAUCCGUGGAGGAGGGUCACGUCAUCACGCUGAGCUUCAAGAACUUCAGCCUGGAGACUCAGGACGUGUGCGAGUUCGACUACGUGGAGGUGCACGACAGCGUCAACACUGGAGAUGGAAGAGUGCUGGGAAGGUUUUGCGGGACCACCUUCCCUCCAGACCUGACCUCCUCCAGCCCCUACAUGACGGUGGUGUUUGUGGCUGAUGAGGGAGUGGCCGACAGCGGCUUCAACGCUACGUACCAGGCAGUGUCCGUCCUGGGCAGGACGUGCGGUCCCAGCCAGUUUGGCUGCAGCACAGGGGAGUGCCUUCAGCAGCAGUGGUUGUGUGACGGAUGGAACGACUGCCCCGACGGAGCAGACGAGCGGGGCUGUGGCAACUCCACCUACCCUCCCUUCACUUCCUCGUGCGAGGUCAUCGAGGUCGAGAUGUGUCUCGGCCUCAGCUACAACCUCACCUCCUUCCCAAACAUCUGGCUGUCCAUUGCUGACCAGGGAGAGGCAGCCACGCUCCUGCGACAGUACCGGGUGCUGAUGGAGCUGGCGUGCUUCGAGCCCCUGCGGAUGCUGGUGUGCGGGAUGUUCCUGCCCCAGUGCAGCGCUCGGGGAGGCGUCCUCCAGCCCUGCCGCUCCGUCUGCUCCUCUGCCGAGCAGCAAUGCAGCCAAGCCCUGGACCUCUUCUCCUUCAGCUGGCCCUUCAACUGCCACCUCCUGCCGGACUCGCAGGACCCCGUGGAGUGCUCGCUGCCUUGAUGUUUACGGGGGUGUUUUUGUUAGUAAGAGAUGAUCAUCUCCACCCCGUCGCCUUUUGACCUUUCAACAGAACAUUUCACUUCAGUUUGAGGACCGAACAGCCGGCAUCUUACAGAACUGAAUACUUAUUUUCUGGACUCGGGCCAGCAGGUCCUCGUUGUAGAAAGCGGUUUUGACUUGUAGCGUGAACACAAACCUCAUUAAAAAACCUUUGAAGCUUGUGGUGCAUGCAGACUAUCGGUGCACAGUAGCCUUUUAAAAAUAAAAGCUCUGAUGUGCAUAAAUACAA
Cyclopterus lumpus (lumpfish) is the source of this 2187-nucleotide messenger RNA. It is a transcript of the gene mfrp, whose product is annotated as membrane frizzled-related protein. Gene Ontology annotation, molecular function: protein binding. The record is from RefSeq and is a predicted model, not a curated record. NCBI's taxonomy places the organism in Eukaryota, Metazoa, Chordata, Actinopteri, Perciformes, Cyclopteridae.